AGGAUAUACAGCUGUCGGAUUAAAUGAAAAGGUGAUACAUUAAAAAAGACACGAUAGUAUUAAAAUUUAUUGCCAUCCUACCCUGUUUUUUUGAUAAUUUUUGUGACCAAUUGAUCAUUGUUUUUUGAGUCAAACGUAUUGAGAAGUACUGUAAAUUAAACCUGAGUCAUCCCCAAAAAACGAUGGAUCUAGUUGAAUUGGAUUACUUUAAUGCUUUAAAUGACCUCACAUUUAACAGCAAGCCAAUUAUCCAUACGCUGACAGCAAUCGCACAAGAAAACCGUCCUUAUGCGGUCAGCGUUGUUAAUGCUCUUCAACAUCAUUUACAAAAGUGUCCUCCUGCACAAAAAUUACCAGCUCUAUACUUGCUAGACUCUAUAUCAAAAAACUUGGCCGAGCCAUAUACCAGUAUUGUGGCUCCUCGGUUAUACACUAUGUUCAUGGACGCUUACACUGUCGUAGACAGCGCUUUACGGCCCAAAUUCGAUCAAUUGUUUGAGACCUGGAAACGACAAUCACCAAACGCGAGUAUCCAAGGCCCCGUAUACCCAGAAUCAGUGACGAAACGGAUUGAACUAGCACUGACAAAAUAUAAAGAGACUGUCUAUAAACUCGAGGCCAACCGGUUAUCGAGUCCAUUUACGUCAAACGCUCGCCUAUACAACAAAUACGGUUCUGUGCCGCUUCCUGUGGCCUCUACCAGCCGGAUUUCUCCCCCGCCUAGUAGCGUUUCGGUCGAGUCAUUACUCGAGGAAAUUAAAAACUUGAGUCUCAUAGAACAGAGUCGCUGUGUGAGUAAUCCCAUGGACGGGAAUGCGCGUACGCGUCUUGUAGUGUUGAACAAACUGCAUGAGGUCCUGUCAGUAUCACGACUUACCGAGUCUCAGCUCGCUGCCAUCAAGAGUCAACUUGUUCAACUUCGCACACCAAAUCAUCAUCCUUCCGCCCCGGCGCCUAUGGCCCAGCAAGCUGCGUAUGCUGGCCAUCCCGCUGGCGUAUACAACCCUCCCAAGGCACCCAAAGCUAUGACUUCGCUGAAAGGAUCCUCUCCGUCCCCGUAUGCUAUGGGUCCGGCAGCGUUAAUGAACCAGCAACCCGGGUAUCCCAUGCACAAUGCCUAUCGACAACCUGCGGCGCCUGCUGCCAACAACAUCCCUACCGAAAAUGUAAACGCCUUUUUUGCCUCCCUUCAAGCUGCAGGUAUUGUGCCAAAUUCAGCCUCGGGUUCUCCUGCCUUGUACGGCACGUCCGUACCCUUUACCGUGGAAUUAACGAAAGAGUCACUCUCGAAGCCGCGGCCGGAGCUGGUUACGCAGUUGUACGAUCUGUAUCCAAACCAUUGUGCAAACUGUGGUCGGCGGUACGCCGACGAUGCCAAAGGCCGUGAGCUGCGGGAUGCUCACUACGACUGGCAUUUUCGUAUCAACAAGCGAAUCCGCGAAAGCAAUGUCCACAGCAUUAGUCGUUGCUGGUUCUUGAAAGAGGAGAACUGGGUGAGCAUAAACGACAACGAGGACGCCAUUCCGGAAACGGAAGAGGAUCGUCAAGAAAAGGAAAAGAAGGCACACGAGUCUGUCGUCUCACAGUACGUGCUUACACCUUCCGAUCCCACACAAGCGUCGCAGCCAUGUUCCAUUUGCCAAGAAAAGUUCCAGAGCAUUUGGCACGAGGAUGCCGAAGUCUGGGUCUUUAUGAAUGCCGUAGAACGCGACGGGCGCAUUUACCAUGCGACCUGUCUUCACGAAUACGAGAAGACUGCCUCGAAAGACUCCGCAAAGACAUCGGCUGCCGCAGGAUCCACUGCUAAUGCACCUGUCGUAAAGUCUACUACCGACGAAGAAGCUGUGUCCAAGCAGGAAUCAAACGAGAACAAACCAUCUGAUGCCAACGUGUCUAAUCUACUACAAGGCAUUGAUGUUGCUGGCAUUUUGAGUGCCAUUGGCAAACGAAAAGAACGUGAAUCCGACGUGGACAUGGUACCCAACAAAUUCGUGAAACAGGAGAAUGAUUAAUUAUUAAUUGACUAAUGUUACGAAAAUGAAUGAAGGAGAAAACGUAAUUAACGGGAGAAGAUCAUGAGAGAAGCAGAA
This is a messenger RNA of Schizosaccharomyces japonicus yFS275, 2090 nucleotides long. RefSeq names its product cleavage and polyadenylation specificity factor. The record is from RefSeq and is a predicted model, not a curated record. The coding region runs from base 183 to 2012 and encodes 609 amino acids. Gene Ontology annotation, cellular component: nucleus; chromatin; cleavage body. NCBI's taxonomy places the organism in Eukaryota, Fungi, Ascomycota, Schizosaccharomycetes, Schizosaccharomycetales, Schizosaccharomycetaceae. Gene Ontology annotation, molecular function: mRNA binding; RNA polymerase II C-terminal domain binding; RNA polymerase II complex binding. Gene Ontology annotation, biological process: termination of RNA polymerase II transcription; mRNA 3'-end processing. The transcript has 2 exons.